Messenger RNA from Choloepus didactylus (southern two-toed sloth), 2638 nucleotides. It is a transcript of the gene GNPDA1, whose product is annotated as glucosamine-6-phosphate deaminase 1. Gene Ontology annotation, biological process: carbohydrate metabolic process; D-glucosamine catabolic process; N-acetylglucosamine catabolic process. The coding region runs from base 347 to 1216 and encodes 289 amino acids. Gene Ontology annotation, cellular component: cytoplasm. Gene Ontology annotation, molecular function: glucosamine-6-phosphate deaminase activity; identical protein binding. Lineage: Eukaryota; Metazoa; Chordata; Mammalia; Pilosa; Megalonychidae. The transcript has 7 exons. The record is from RefSeq and is a predicted model, not a curated record.
AGCGUGACGUGGGUCCGGGGGCACUGACGCGGUCGUUCGGCACCUCGGGCCCGGGACCCCAGUGAGCUGCUCUGACCUUUUCUCCGUGAGGGGCGGGAGGGGCGAUGGAUCGUUUUCGGGUUGGAGGGAGCACCCCUGUACCCUCCUAAGGCCAGGUCCGCCGCCUCCGCUGUCUGUCCUCCCACCCAGACUCACCUCAAUGCCCUCCUUCCGAUGGGAGCACCCCUCCCCCAGUUCUGAAAGAGAACCCAUCUCCCGGCUUGUUCUAGUGGCCUGAGGUGAUCUCCUGACCCCCACUUCUUGAGGAGGAAUCCGUGGAGUAGCAAGCCUAGGACUAAAGGAAACGAUGAAGCUCAUCAUCCUCGACGACUAUUCUCAGGCCAGUGAGUGGGCAGCCAAAUACAUCAGGAACCGCAUCAUCCAGUUUAACCCAGGGCCAGACAAGUACUUCACCCUGGGGCUCCCCACUGGGAGCACCCCACUUGGCUGCUACAAGAAGCUGAUUGAGUACUACAAGAACGGGGACCUGUCCUUUAAGUAUGUGAAGACCUUCAACAUGGACGAGUAUGUGGGCCUUCCUCGAGACCACCCAGAGAGUUACCACUCCUUCAUGUGGAACAACUUCUUCAAGCACAUUGACAUCCAUCCAGAAAACACCCAUAUUCUGGAUGGGAAUGCAGCCGACCUGAAGGUGGAGUGUGAUGCCUUUGAAGAGAAGAUCACAGCUGCAGGCGGGAUUGAGCUGUUUGUUGGAGGCAUUGGCCCCGAUGGACAUAUCGCCUUCAACGAACCGGGCUCCAGUCUGGUGUCCAGGACCCGUGUGAAGACACUGGCCAUGGACACCAUCCUGGCCAACGCCAGGUUCUUCGAUGGAGAUCUCACCAAGGUGCCCACCAUGGCCCUGACAGUGGGCGUGGGCACCAUCAUGGAUGCUAGAGAGGUGAUGAUCCUCAUCACAGGUGCACACAAAGCGUUUGCUCUGUACAAGGCCAUUGAGGAGGGGGUGAGCCACAUGUGGACCGUGUCUGCCUUCCAGCAGCAUCCCCGCACAGUGUUUGUGUGUGACGAGGAUGCCACCCUAGAGCUGAAAGUGAAGACUGUCAAGUAUUUCAAAGGUUUAAUGCUUGUUCAUAACAAGUUGGUGGAUCCCUUGUACAGUAUCAAGGAGAAGGAAACAGAGAAAAGCCAGUCUUCCAAGACACCAUACAGUGAUUAGCCUGUGCUACAUCUAGUAUCAAGUACUUCAUAGGCAUGGGCAGGUUCUUCUGGAAGUGGUCUUUAGGACAGAACUAUAGUUCUCCAAUCUAGUAUUAUUAUUCCAGAUAAGUGGGUGAACCUUUUGUUCUUGGCUAUGAGGCUUGGAGCCUAGUCCUACAGUUUGGCUACUGGGAGAAUGACUUGUUUAUAACCUACUCUGAUUCAGAAAAAAAUCUCUGAAAAAUGUACUCCAUCAUCUUGUUGUCUGCCACAUCUAGGUUAGAAGUUUCUAAGUUUUUAUUCUGUCUCUGACACUGUUCACGUGAACAACACACUUCCUUCAGAAACCUCUAUAAUUUCAUGCGCUGAUUCUCAAUUGAGAGGGAAUUAGGGGCUUGUGUAUGCUGGACAGAACCUCUUUGGAGAGUCUUGAGAACCUCUUGAGCAGGUCUGCCACCUUAUUUGAGAAUCACUGCCCUAGACUCUCUAAAAUAAGUAUAGGGAAACAGUUCCUCUGACCAGUAACAAGUGCCGUGGAAAGAAAAACUUGCUUCCUUCCUUCACAGAUUUUUUUGGCCCUGCUCUCAGAGCUGACCUUUUGUGAACUUGGAGGACUCCUUCGGGGAGGAUUUGAAGGGGGGGCAGGGGGGCUCUAAGGAGAGGGCUUUUGCUGAUGAACCCAGAGCCCCAGUGGGCCCAGCCACGUCAAACUCCUCUCCCUUGGGCAUCCUCUAGCACCAGGAGGAGGAAGGCGGAAACUCUUUUCCCACCAGAGCCCUGUGUUUUUGUUCGUAGGUCUCACAGUGGCUCUUCUCUUCAACUGUACACUCAUUAAAAGGUAGGCAGUCCACUGGGGCAACAGACACUGCCACGAUUUCAGUGUUGGUGUUCAGUCAAGGGGACAAGCGGCUCAGGUUUGAGUUUAGAUAUAAAACAUGAGAGACAUGCUCUCCUGCUCCCAUAAGAGCUGAGUGCCAAGACAAUAUACAAAAUGCUUCUAAAGCUGCCUAAUGUUCUUUCCCCAACUGAGAGUACUCUGUCUUUCUAAGAAGCCCUCUCAGGAUUAUGUGGCGUGGCCUGUUUGCAGAGCAUCAAGAAGUACAACCCCUUUGUCCAUUUGUCCUUCACCCCUUGUUCAUAAGAUGAGUCUGUUGCUCUGCCUUCCUUUUACUCUCUGAAGCCUUCAUGGAGUGGAUGCUGCCUUUUCCUGCCUGUCUUGAUGCCUAUUUGCAGCUGCUGUUGCCCUAUUUUGAGAAAAUACCCUGGCUCAGGCCACUUCUCUUGUGCGUGUUUGGUACCAGUUCAGUUCUGUCUGAAGCUUUUAUAUAUGAUUGUAGCUGUCAUUCUGUCUUAAACUAAUGGUUCAAAGAACUUGUUUACAAUGUGAUAUUUUCUAUUAAAUCCAAUAUUUUCAAAUAAAAUGUGUCAUUUAUGGCCUUCU